AUGGCGAAGGUCAUCCAAAAGCGCCGAAAAGACGACGGCACCUGUCUCGAAGAUUGGACCGACGUGUUUGAGGACCUGAACGAAUGGCCGGUGACCUUCACCGAUUUCCUCUUUCAGACUGUCUUGGGUGUGUCGUGGAAAGGCCUGUCUUGUCACCCGUUCCUCACGUCAGCACCGGGCAAAGAGGUUCUCAUCCCACUGAUCAAAAUCGCACAAGCAUCCGGCAAAUGCGUGCUGGGGGGCCAAUGGGCAUCGACCCAGUGGGGUCCGUAA
Molecule: messenger RNA, 273 nt
Organism: Talaromyces rugulosus
Lineage: Eukaryota; Fungi; Ascomycota; Eurotiomycetes; Eurotiales; Trichocomaceae
Exons: 2
Coding region: 1-273 (90 amino acids)
Source: RefSeq, a predicted model, not a curated record